Arabidopsis lyrata subsp. lyrata is the source of this 867-nucleotide messenger RNA. RefSeq names its product putative B3 domain-containing protein At1g51970. NCBI's taxonomy places the organism in Eukaryota, Viridiplantae, Streptophyta, Magnoliopsida, Brassicales, Brassicaceae. Gene Ontology annotation, molecular function: DNA binding. The transcript has a single exon. The record is from RefSeq and is a predicted model, not a curated record. Bases 68 to 445 code for a protein of 125 amino acids.
AGCUUUAUUUCUCAAUCUCACUAAUAUCAUUAACAUAAGUAAAAAAUAUUCAUAUAGUUUAGUAACGAUGGCUCAAGAACUCGAUUUGGAAUUGGGUUUAGCUCCAUAUGAUCCAUGGGUUCUAAAGAAGAAUCUAACCGAGAGUGAUCUUAGUCGUUAUGGUUUUGUUAUUCUACCGAAACAAGAUUUUGAAAAAAUAAUUCCGCAUAUGGAACGUGGUUUGGUCGAGAAUUUGGGAAACGGUGUUGAAGUGAAAGUCCAUAUUGUAGAGGAAGGUCAUGAAUCUGAUGAUUACACAUUAACACUGAUCAAGUGCAGCGGCAGGUAUAUGUUGAGAGGAGGAUGGUACAAUAUGGUUAAAGCUAAAGGUUACAAAACAAACGAUGAAAUUGGACUUACGUGGGAUAAGUGGACUCGAAGAUUCCUCCUCCACCAUAUUAACUAAUCUUGUCUUAUUUUUCUCUUUUCAACUAUCAUAGAGAUAUUUAUUUAGAGGUUUUAAAUUUUAAUUACAGUACUUUUUUAUGUGGGUUUUAUGAAUCUUUACAAUAAUAAAUAAAAAGUUAUUUUAUAUCUUUUUACGUUCUAUUCAUCAUAAUUAUUCGAAAAAUUUGUAAAAGGAAUAAAAAAAACAACCAAUCUAUAGCAAUUUCACCUUAAAAACAUUGCAAAAUUUAUGAUGUGAACUAAAUCUCAAUUUCUUUUGAUAGAGCUAAAAGAGAGAAAAAAAAAAAUCCAACAUGUUAUAAUGAACUAAAUCUCGAACAAAAAUCUAAGCUAACAACCUUAAAUCGUAGUUACAAAACAAAACACAAUCAUUUUUUAUUUGAUGUAACGAUUUAGUUUUAAAAGAAAUAAAAAUCUUUA